Hibiscus syriacus is the source of this 438-nucleotide messenger RNA. RefSeq lists its product as uncharacterized. Gene Ontology annotation, cellular component: endoplasmic reticulum. Bases 1 to 339 code for a protein of 112 amino acids. The transcript has 5 exons. The record is from RefSeq and is a predicted model, not a curated record. Lineage: Eukaryota; Viridiplantae; Streptophyta; Magnoliopsida; Malvales; Malvaceae.
AUGACGGUGUUGAUUAUUCUUUUCUUGGCAUCGGCAAGCACCCCCUUCAUGAUUGCCCACAAGAAGGCAUCGCUCACCAGACUCAAAUCCGGCGCCGAACGUGUCUCCGUCUCUAUCGAUAUCUUCAACCAAGGCUUCUCGUGCGAGGCAUAUUCAACAUCUAUCUUGCCUUUGGACAUCCUUGCUGAAAGACCUCCUGAGCAGAAGCUUGAGUGGGCUAAGAGGUUGCUGGCUCAGUAUGGAAAUCAAAUAUCUGUGGUCUCAAUAGUGGUUUUGUUCAUUUACCUAAUCGCGACCCCAUCGAAAUCCAGUGCUGCAAAAGCAAGCAAGAAGCGCUAAGUGUCUACACUCCCUUAGCCAAUUAGAUGGUUGUCAUAAAUGAAUUUUGUGCAAGGUGAAACAAGUUAUUCCUUGUUCCUCGGCCUAGACUUGAUUCAA